Entelurus aequoreus (snake pipefish) is the source of this 1344-nucleotide messenger RNA. RefSeq names its product FA complementation group F (gene fancf). Bases 163 to 1212 code for a protein of 349 amino acids. Gene Ontology annotation, cellular component: Fanconi anaemia nuclear complex. Gene Ontology annotation, biological process: interstrand cross-link repair. The transcript is spliced from 2 exons. NCBI's taxonomy places the organism in Eukaryota, Metazoa, Chordata, Actinopteri, Syngnathiformes, Syngnathidae. The record is from RefSeq and is a predicted model, not a curated record.
GAUGGCAGUAAUGCAACACAGAUGGAUGCCAGCUGCCGUAAAGCUAAAAAGAAGAAGAAGAAGGGACGCGACGAUAGUGGGCCAUGACUGCGCACGCGCAGCUUUCCGAGCGGCACAAACAAAGGCGAACGUGGCAAAUGGAACCAGGACUCAUAGCGCCGCAUGGAGGCGGUGCUGAAGAACUUAUCGAGCACGGUCGAGUUGCUGGCGGUGGCGGCGAGGAGCGGUGACGUCAUUCACUGGGACGCGCACACUCUCUCCCGCGCUUUUCACUGGGCCUGCUACUGCGAACACCUUUUUUCCAGGUAUCACCACAACCCCAAAAUAAGGGAGGUCAUGGAGGUGCAAUUACAGCACACUAAUAGCGGUUUGCGAGCUGUCUAUGGCGAAUACGCUGAUCUGUCCUUUCUGGACCUGUCCCAAUGCCAGCACUUGUUACUAAAAGGGCUCUUAAACAACCCUAAACUUCCUCUCGCCAUCAUGAAGAUACUUUUUGACACUAAAGCACCAGAACACGGUAAACCAGGAGACUAUCCAGAUGUCACCGGCCUUGGCAGCCACAUCAUUCAGUGCAAGUCUGCUGGCCAAAUCUUAAAUCUGCUCUCAGACCAGUCAGCUGUAGGAGCCGAUGAAAAAGUGCAGGCGUCCAUGUUGAUGGAGAACCUGCACGCACUGCUUGGUUGCGGCGUCCAUACUUGCUGGGCGCAGCGUUUUCUCGACUCGCUCCUCCAGGGAUGCAAAGAAGCAGAACAUUUAUGUCUGGUCCUCUCUGCCGCUUUGCUGACAGGAGGAAACACACAUGCACAGACUACCUCAGUGGAUUUUCUCCUGGACUGGAUCCAGCAAAAACACAGCUUGCUGCGACACAUUUGCUUUAAGCUGCCCCCUUCGCUCGUUAAAGACCUGGCUAAAAGACACGUCAAGUUCAGAGACACUUACUGCGCCGUUCUUAAAGAGCAGGCUGGUGGUAUGGAGUACUGCAUCAAUGCUGGAGAAUGGGUGCAAAGCAGUGCAAAUCCUAAAGUAUCUUUUCAGGAAUUGACUGAACACUUUGUGACGUUGCUUAAAGCAUGUCCAUCCUGGAGGAGCACUGUGGAAAAAGAGCUGAAUGAAUUGAAAAUAUCUGAUGGAGACUUUGAUGUCAGAGGACUGAGUGUUUGGGGAGACCUGUUAGAAGAAAUACACAAAGUUCAGUCAGAUGCAGAUGGAUAAUAUUAUCAUUUUCUACACAUUGAGUCAAUAUUUUAAUGCCUUUCUGUAGCAGAAAGUGACAAAAUCUUAAUAAAUAACACCAAUGUACUCAAUUAGUUCAAAUGAAGGUGAAAUAAACCUGAUUUUAAAAUG